Molecule: messenger RNA, 1374 nt
Organism: Mangifera indica (mango)
Lineage: Eukaryota; Viridiplantae; Streptophyta; Magnoliopsida; Sapindales; Anacardiaceae
Product: UPF0613 protein PB24D3.06c-like
Exons: 9
Coding region: 164-1219 (351 amino acids)
Source: RefSeq, a predicted model, not a curated record
CGCCCUCAAGAGAGCGUGGACUAAACAUCUCGUUACGGUUACACAAAUCAAGUUUCCAAGAACCCAUCAAAGAUUCAAAGAUCCUUCCUUUCUCAUCCUGAAUUUUCGGAACGAUUACAAAAAUUUUUAUAUAAAAAAAUGUUUUCAAUUCAGAGAAAUUAACAUGAAUCAUUCACUCUCUUCUUCUUCUUUAUCCUCAACAUCGAAUUCGUCUUCUUCUUCCUCUUCAUCAACAACAACAUCAUCAACUUCAUGGUUCUCGGGGAUUGUCCGAGGCCGCUCUUUUAGGUCUUCAAGUGCCAAAGUUUCUAACAAUGCCUUGCCCUCCGGCCUGGAUUUCUUAGGUCCGGUCAAGGGAAGGAACCAGUUUCGUGGAGUUCUCUUUAAGUACGGUCCCAAGCCUACCCAGGUUGCCUUUAAAACUGGUGAAUAUAAACAACAAGUUAUUUUUAUUGGUGGAUUAACUGAUGGUUUUUUUGCAACUGAAUACUUGGAACCUCUUGCAAUCGCUUUGGACAAAGAGAGAUGGUCACUUGUGCAGCUACUUAUGUCAUCUUCAUAUACUGGAUAUGGCAUUUCCAGUUUGAAACAAGAUGCCAUGGAUCUUGAUCAGCUUAUCGGUUAUCUGAUUAACAAAGAAGACUCUGAGGGUGUGGUACUACUUGGUCAUAGUACGGGUUGUCAGGAUAUCAUCCAUUAUAUGCGUACAAAUGCAGCAUGUUCAAGAGCAGUGCGUGCUGCAAUUUUGCAGGCUCCAGUCAGUGAUAGGGAAUAUAGGGCAACUUUUCCUGAAACGGCUGCCAUGAUUGACUUGGCUUCAAGCAUGAUAAAAGAAGGCCGAGAGUCAGAAUUAAUGCCCAGGGAAGCAGAAUCAUCUGCUCCUAUUACAGCUUAUAGGUAUCACUCUCUUUGUGCCUACAUGGGCAAUGAUGACAUGUUCAGUUCUGACCUUACCGACGAUCAGCUGAGACAGAGACUUGGUCAUAUGGCUAAUACACACUGCCAGGUUAUAUUUUCUAUGGCUGAUGAAUAUGUUCCAGAGUAUGUUGAUAAAAAAGCAUUGGUUGAAAGAUUAUGCAAAGCUUUGGGCGGAGCAGAGAAAGUUGAGGUUGAACAUGGGAAUCACUCCCUUUCUAACAGAUCCCAGGAAGCUGUUCAGGCAAUAAUGGCCUUUGUCAAAAGAGAAGGACCAAAAGGCUGGGAUGAUCCAUGGAGCUAGAACUGCCCCACUUCUCAUUCUAACAAUCUUCUAAUUCUUAUAUUCUUUUUUGUUGUUGGCAUAUAGUUCCUCAUAAAAUUAUAAUAUGCUUGUUCAUUUGAUAUGGGCUUGAAAUUUGUAUGCAUCUUUAAUGAAAGUAUAUUGUUUCAUUAUCA